AUGGCUGGCUUCGAGAACAAGUUGGGUUCUUAUACUUUAACACAGUUAAACGAACUGCUCGAGGAUGACGAUAAACUCAACAAAUUCAUCGACGAGUCAGAGGAGAUUAAAGGGCUACAGCAAAACAAGGAGACGACUCUAGCUAAUAACCGUUUCCUGGCUGAACAGAACCUUUUACUCCAACCCAAACUUGACCACCAAAAGAACGAACUCACCAGACGCUACCGGGGCCUGCAAGAGCUGUAUGAGGCUUAUCAGCUGCGCAAGUCCACUCUAGAUGACAGAUUAGGAAAUACACCGUUGGACACAUUGCUUGCACUCCUACAAGCAGAAGGGGCCAAAAUUGAGGAAGAAACUGAGAACUUGGCUGAUGCGUUCCUCGAUGGAGCAGCCCCUCUGGACACAUUCAUCGAUGACUAUCAGAGCAAGAGGAAGCUGGCGCACCUGCGGCGAGUCAAGAUUGAGAAGCUCCAAGAAAUGGUGCUAAAGGGACACCACAUGCCCCCGGCUGCACCUCCACCCUCUCGUGCUCAGGACCUUCCAUCCAGGCCAGCAGCUCUCAACAGAGAGGUCAAUGGUUCCCCCAUGCCAAUGCCCCGCCGGGCUCCUCCUCUUCCCCCCGUUAAAGAAUCUCCACAGCCAGCCCCCACCACCGCCAUCUCCUACCCUCCUACCUCUCCAUUCCCUUCUCCUUCUAUGAUCCCUCCUACCUCUCCAUAUCCCCCAGUUCCCCCAAGAGUAGGAAACACACCACUCGUCUUAAACCAGGGUUAUCCCAGCAUGUACAUGCAGCAACAAUACGCCCCACCUCUGCCCCAGAGACCUCCUCCACGCAUGGUACCGCAGCCAGGCUUCAUCAUACAGUGAGCGCGGAACAUUACAGCCUGUGGAUGACAAGAAAUGCACACUGGACGUUCAUUAAAAGCCUCUUAUAGUCCUUCAAGCUGCAUGUUAUCAAAUGAUGUGCGCAAGUCAAAAUUAAACAAGACUUUUCUACAAUCACAGGGGUUGGGGGGAAUCAGCAACAGGAUCUUCAGUUUGCACUUUAGACAACUUUCGUAUUUGAUCAGUCAUGAUCAGAGUCAUGCCGUUCCUGUUUCGCCCUCUACAGUAGCAUUAGAUCAAGUCUUUUUUUUUUUUACAUGAGCCUCAGGGGCUUCCAUACAUAAUGAAGAUUUCAAGAGCAGGGGUUAUGUCAGGCCACAUAG
Molecule: messenger RNA, 1208 nt
Organism: Danio rerio (zebrafish)
Lineage: Eukaryota; Metazoa; Chordata; Actinopteri; Cypriniformes; Danionidae
Gene: vps37ba
Product: VPS37B subunit of ESCRT-I a
Biological process (GO): multivesicular body assembly; macroautophagy; viral budding via host ESCRT complex
Cellular component (GO): late endosome membrane; ESCRT I complex
Molecular function (GO): calcium-dependent protein binding
Source: RefSeq, marked provisional